UUAGCGACUCCCCUCCAUGAACUUUCUUUUCUUCUUUUUAAAAGGGCUGCCCCUUAGCGAAACUUCUCCUUCAUUUUCCGCUGUUUUGAACUUCGUUUUUAUGUCUUUAUGAGACCACAAACAAAACGGCUGCUGCUCUGUUCGUUCCUUUGUUCCUGGUUUGGUUUGGUUGGUCUGAAAAAUCUUUGAAAACAAUAAAUUAAAGAAGUUUUUAUCAUCUGAAUUAUUACAGACCCCUCUUCAUAAAUGAAAUCAAACUUAAUCCUUCUUGAGUAUCGACUUUGUUAAGGUAAGUCUUUCCUAUAUAUUUUUUCUUUUUGGGGAGAAAGCAACGUAACAACGACAUUUGUUAUUUCGCUUUAUGGUGAGUUUUUUCCUGAAUUUAUAAAAGAUUGAUGAUCAUGGUCUUCAUUGGAUUUUCAUCUUGUUCUUCUUUCGUUUUUUGUUGAAUACCCUUAUUUUCAUAGUGAUACCAGACAUUGUUUUGAUUUCUGCAACUUAACGUUUUUUACACGCUGACCAAAAAGACCAAAAACUUGCGUUAGGUAAGGUUGAUGGUGAUCGUGGGACAAGUUGAAGUUAAUGCUUUUUCUUAAAUGAUUUUAUGGAUAACUAAUCCUUACUCAAUAUAUACGUAAACGUACUUUUCAUUAUAAUACUUGCCAAUUUAUUAGUAUUAUUUAUCUUCCAAGUUAUUGGGUUGGUUUUACUUCUUAUUUGAAGGCAUUGCUAAUAUGAAGUUUGGUUUUGUUUGGCAGGGUUUGGAUUUUAGACAGAGUUGAACAUUUUUGCGUUUGAAACUACACAGAACUUGGCUGAAGUAAUGAACUUCCGACGAGAUAAAUUUGUAAGGUUAGUCUUUGUAAGUAGAAUUUAAUGCUUAAACAGUUCCCAUUUUGUUGUAUAAUAGUAGAAUUAUUUACCUAUUCGUAUAUAGUACAAAUCCUAGCAUGAAAUCAUGAAUAGUAGUCAACUGUAACGCCUGUUUGGAGGACCGUGGAUUGAGUAAUUGUCAACAACCGUAGGAGCUUAAUUACAUGGAUGGUUGGCACAAGAAUGAAAGCAGGGUUUCAAGAUUGGAGUUCGGAUGAUGGAUCAUUUCCAAUGAAAGUUAGACCAUCAUUGAAUGCUGCCAUGGACGGUCUCCGGAGAGUAUUUGAGAAGAGUUCUGAAAGGGUUAGAAGCUUGAAGAAACCAAUAAGCUUCCGUUCUUCGGGUAAUAAACCAACAAAAGAGAAGGCAUUGGGUAAGGGUUCCAGGAAUAGAAUUCUUAAUCCACAGGGACAAUUUCUUCAGACCUGGAAUAAAAUGUUUCUUCUCUCCUGUGCAAUUGCUCUGGCCGUGGAUCCCUUGUUCUUUUACAUCCCUGUGAUUGAUGGCCGACGGAAAUGCCUUAACUUGGAUGACAGAUUGGAAAUAACUGCUUGCGUCCUUCGUACAUUCAUUGAUGUCUUUUAUAUACUUCACAUGAUCUUUCAAUUCCGUACUGCGUUUGUUGCCCCUCCUUCUCGGGUAUUUGGUAGGGGUGAGUUGAUUGAGGAUCCUCGGGCUAUAGCAAAGAGAUACUUGUCCAAGUACUUCUUUUUUGAUUUUCUGGCGAUUCUUCCACUGCCGCAGGUGGUAAUCUUAAUUAUAAUUCCUACAAUAGAUGGCCCGGUUUCAUUGAUCACAAAGGAGUUAUUGAAAUCCAUUAUUUUCUGCCAAUAUGUUCCAAGAAUCAUUCGAAUCUUUCCUCUUUACAAAGAAGUUACAAGAACUUCUGGCAUACUUACUGAAACAGCAUGGGCUGGAGCUGCUUUGAAUCUCUUCCUCUACAUGCUAGCCAGUCAUAUAGUUGGAGCCUUUUGGUACUUGUUUUCAAUAGAACGAGAAGACACGUGCUGGCGCAAUGCUAUAGGCAGUGGUGAAGAAAGUGCGUUGUACUGUGAUAAACAUGGUACAACAAAAAACGCCACAUUAGUGAGUCUGCUGAAUACUUCAUGCCCUUUUACAAAUCCUGACGACAUAAAGGAUCCUGAGGUCUUCAACUUCGGUAUAUUCAUUGAUGCACUUAAUUCAGGGGUGGUGGAAACCUGGGAUUUUCCAAAAAAGUUUUUUUACUGCUUUUGGUGGGGUUUGCGUAAUCUAAGUUCUCUGGGCCAAAAUCUCAAAACAAGCACUUUUGUAUGGGAGAUAUUCUUUGCUAUUGGGAUUUCAAUUGCUGGACUGGUUCUAUUUUCACUGCUUAUUGGGAAUAUGCAGAAAUAUCUGCAGUCAACAGGAGUCAGAAUAGAGGAAAUGAGAGUGAAAAGGCAAGAUGCAGAACAAUGGAUGUCCCAUCGAAUGCUUCCUGAGAACCUGCGGGAACGUAUCAGGCGAUAUGAACAGUACAAAUGGCAAGAAACCAGAGGGGUUGAAGAAGAGACGCUGAUGUCUAACCUUCCUAAAGAUCUCAAGAGGGAUAUAAAGAGGCAUCUUUGCUUGGAUCUUCUCAAGAGAGUGCCAAUGUUUGAAAAAAUGGAUGAGCAACUAUUAGAUGCAAUGUGUGAUCGUCUCAAGCCGGCGCUUUACACUGACAAGAGCUACAUUGUCCGAGAGGGGGAUCCAGUGGAAGAGAUGCUAUUUAUCAUCCGAGGAAAUCUAGUAAGUACGACCACCAAUGGUGGAAGAACUGGCUUCUUCAAUGCUGUUUAUCUAAAGGCUGGUGACUUUUGUGGAGAUGAUCUUCUUACCUGGGCCUUGGAUCCCCAGUCCUCUUCCAACUUGCCUAUCUCAACUAGAACUGUUCAGGCCGUAACAGAAGUUGAAGCCUUUGGUCUAAUGGCAGGUGAUUUGAAAUUUGUCGCCUCCCAGUUUCGACGUCUUCACAGCAAGCAGUUCCAGCAUACGUUCAAGUUCUACUCGGUGCAAUGGCAGACAUGGGCAGCAUCUUUUAUACAAGCAGCUUGGCGCCGGCACUGCAAGAGGAAGCUUGUUAAUUCUUUACGUGAAGCGGAGGAUAAGCUGCAAGACGCUUUAUCAAAAGAGUCUGGAACCUCGCCAAGCCUUGGUGCCACUCUUUAUGCAUCAAAAUUUGCUGCCAAUGCAUUACGAACCUUGAGGAACAAUGGUUCACAAAGCGCCAGAUUUCCUCAAAGAUUACCAUCGCUGCUUCCUCAAAAGCCAGCCGAGCCUCAUUUUACUGCUGAAGAUAGCUAAUUAAGAGUUUUGAUCUUAUGUUCGAGAAAAUUUGGAAGAAAUCACUGUUUGUAUAAUGCAUUAAGCUAAACAGAUGUCUGCAUAAUUUUUCUUAAUUCCAAAAUUUUUCCGGAGGAAAUUAAAGUUUCUGUAAAAUUUUCUGUAUGAUAUGUAUAAUACUAUAUAUAAAAAGAGAAAAAAAAAGAAAAAAGAAAAAGAGCAGUGCAUGAAGCAUGAUUUCUCUAACAUCAAGUAUGAUCAUAAAUGUCCACAAUUAGGAUUUGUUACACAUUAACAUCGAGUACAAUGUAAUUGCGUAACUAAUUUCAGAGAUGAUUGAUUCAUAUAGAUACAAUUUAUUUGAUAUGCUCUUGUUUUUGACGUUUCUAACUUUUAACUCUUCCCUAGUUUGGCACAAUUGAUAUAUCAAAAAAAAUGUUAAGCGAAGACCAUGCAAGAAGAAAACUCAAAAUCAAAAUGACUUUUUAACGCUGAAAUAUUCAUAAAUGAAAGAUGGAAGACAAAGGAAAAUAUUGGUACUUGCCUACCGGUAACAAUCUGUAUUGCCAGUAAUUGAAGGAAUACAAACAUCAACACCGCAUUUCUUGGCAAUUAGAGGCACUCGGGAGGUGUCAUAUGGGCCAACUUUUGCCAAUACUACUUUAAGGCAUUCGCAUACUACUUGUUGAUCUUUUUGGUUUUUGCUUGGUUAGCACUACCUUUAGCACCUGCAUAACGUCAACAUGCCGGCGAUUGGCUGCCUCCAGCAUUUUUGCCUUUUAGCGAGG
This is a messenger RNA of Durio zibethinus, 3944 nucleotides long. NCBI's taxonomy places the organism in Eukaryota, Viridiplantae, Streptophyta, Magnoliopsida, Malvales, Malvaceae. The record is from RefSeq and is a predicted model, not a curated record.